Molecule: messenger RNA, 1692 nt
Organism: Candida dubliniensis CD36
Lineage: Eukaryota; Fungi; Ascomycota; Pichiomycetes; Serinales; Debaryomycetaceae
Gene: SAP7
Product: Sap7p
Exons: 1
Coding region: 1-1692 (563 amino acids)
Biological process (GO): proteolysis
Molecular function (GO): aspartic-type endopeptidase activity
Source: RefSeq, a predicted model, not a curated record
AUGCAAAGAAUAUUAGAGUUAUUACUUUUAUCAUCUACAGCUCUUGCUGUUAUUGGUGAUGGUUUCAUUGCUUUGCCAGUGCACAAACUUCAAGCUGAUGAAGGCAGUGUACAUUUCCCAAACCGUUUACCUAUUUUUGAUCUUGUAAAUGGUGUUGCUAAGACUGCUCAAGAAGAUGUAAACCAGAUCAUUCAACCUAUCUUUGGUAAUGGGAUUUUUUCUGGUGGCUCAAUUGAAGUCGGACAUUCUGCUGAUGGACACAGUGUAAAACAUGAAGUAUCAUUUUCUCCUCCAUCAUCAACUGACAAUAAAGAUAAUGAACCAACUAAAACCGGAUUUUCCUUAGAUGACUUGAUUAAAUCAAUUCCAACUGAAUUCUGGAGUUUAAUUGGUCUGGAUAAGCCUCCAACUUUAUCUGACGAUAGGUCCAAAGAUGCUGAUUUCACUCCAAGUGCUGUCUCACAGGUCGAACAACCAACAAGCAAGAGCGUUGAAUCAACUGCUCCUAGCUCUGUUUCAAAUGAUAGUGAACCUUCUUCAUCUGGUGCAAACAAACAAACUGGUGCUUUUUUCCUUAGUUUAGAUAACACUCAAACAUUAUACACUGCUACAUUGAAAGUUGGUUCACCACCUCAAGAAGUUCAAGUAAUGAUUGAUACUGGAUCUUCUGAUUUAUGGUUCAUUUCUUCAGGAAAUUCUCAAUGUAAAGCCAACGGAGGAUCAAUUGAUUGUGACCAAUAUGGUGUAUUUGAUAAACUGAAAUCUUCUUCAUGGCACGAUAACAAAACUGAUUAUUCAAUUAGCUAUUAUGAUGGUGAUAAGGCAUCAGGCACUAUGGGUCAAGAUAAUAUUACUUUUGCUGCAGGAUUCCUGAUUGAAAACGCCAACUUUGCUGUUAUUGAAAACACUACUUCCAGUAUUGGUGUUUUCGGUGUCGGCUAUCCUGAAUUGGAAGCAGUUAAGCCAAAAUAUACUAAUUUACCAUUUGCUAUGAAGGAACAAAACUUGAUUGCUAAAGUUGCUUAUUCCUUAUAUCUUGAUUCUCGUGAUGCUGCUCAAGGUUAUAUUUUAUUUGGUGGUAUUGAUCAUGCCAAAUACACCGGGGAUUUGAAAGCUUUUGAUAUUGUCAAGUCUAACGAUAAAUAUGUUUACUCCCAAAUCCCAUUGACCUCAGUCGUUUCGUCAUUGAACAAUUACACUAAUGCUUACGGUCUUCCCGCAGGUACUAAUCAUCCAAAAGUUGGUGCUGUUAUUUACAAUGGUACUGAUUCUUUCAAUGGUGGUAUUGAUCUCAAGGACACACCAACCUUGUUGGAUACCGGAACUACAUACAGUUACUUGUCCAAAGACCAAGUUGAAUCCAUUGUUGGACUUUUUGGUAAUGUUACCUAUAAUGAUGCUGGUAAAGCUUACGAAGUGCCAUGUUGGGUAGGUAAUCCUGGCAAUUAUUUGGAAUUCAAUUUCAAAAAUGAGCAAUACAUUAAAGUUCCAACCUCUGAAUUUGUUAUAUCAGUGGGUACUUAUGCCAGUGGUGCUGAAUUAUGUGUAUUUGGUAUUUUACCAGGUACUCAUUCAAUUUUGGGUGACAACUUUAUGAGAAGUGUCUAUGCUGUGUUUGAUUUGGAAGACCAUGUCAUCUCCAUUGCACAAGCUGCUUAUAAUGAUAACCAUGCUGUUGUUCCUAUUGAAUAG